Molecule: messenger RNA, 1795 nt
Organism: Colletotrichum destructivum
Lineage: Eukaryota; Fungi; Ascomycota; Sordariomycetes; Glomerellales; Glomerellaceae
Product: Putative alcohol dehydrogenase, zinc-type, GroES-like superfamily, NAD(P)-binding domain superfamily
Exons: 2
Coding region: 515-1663 (382 amino acids)
Biological process (GO): D-sorbitol catabolic process
Molecular function (GO): zinc ion binding; L-iditol 2-dehydrogenase (NAD+) activity
Source: RefSeq, a predicted model, not a curated record
CCCAUGCUAAUCCUUCUCUAUCCCGCCAGACAUUUGGUGUUUUCCCAUGCUCGCUCUUCUGUGUCUGUCUCGCACUCGCUCACUCAUCCUUCCUCUCACUCCCAAGGACAAAGCUCCAUCGCGUCCACAUGUCCCCCAUCCAUGCCGUCCAAUCGUGAUCCAUGACGCCGCGUUGCGGGCCUGGGCUGGUGUCAUGGCUAUUUAACCUGUUGCGCGCCGGCCCACGAUCCCCGGAGCUCCUCGCUUUCUCCCUCCCUCUACUCUCUCUCUCUCUCUCCAACUCACUCUUACCUCCUCUGACAUCUACGGUCUUGUUGUGUUCUCUGUGCUUCUCCAACGAUACCCUCCCUCUUGCCUUUUCGUGACCUUUGACGAAGACCCCGACGAUCCCCGAUCUCUGCUCUUUCGACAAAGAACGAACACCGACAGCUUCCAAAGGACCGCCGUCGUCCCUCAUCAGCUCCCCUCUCCCUCUCCCUCUCUAUCCUCACAACCCCCACCAAGCCCAUCCAUCAUGGCCGGCACCGAGGGCAAAAGCAACCUCUCCUUCAUCCUCAACAAGCCGCACGACGUCGAGUUCGCCGAGCGCCCCGUCCCCUCGGUCUCGGACGCCCACGAUGUGCUCGUGGCCGUCAACUACACGGGUAUCUGCGGCUCUGACGUGCACUACUGGGAGCACGGCGCCAUCGGGCACUUUGUCGUCAAGGACCCGAUGGUGCUCGGCCACGAGUCGGCCGGCACCGUCCUCCAGGUCGGCGACGCCGUCAAGACGCUCCGCGUCGGCGACCGCGUCGCCCUCGAGCCGGGCUACCCGUGCCGCCGCUGCGGCGACUGCCUCGCCGGCCACUACAACCUCUGCCCCGAGAUGCGCUUCGCCGCCACGCCCCCCUACGACGGCACCCUCGCCGGCUUCUGGGUCGCGCCCUCGGACUUCUGCUACAAGCUGCCGGACAACGUGUCGCUGCAGGAGGGCGCGCUGAUCGAGCCGCUGGCCGUCGCCGUCCACAUCACCAAGCAGGCCCGCGUGACCCCCGGCGCCUCCGUCGUCGUGAUGGGCGCCGGCCCCGUCGGCCUGCUCUGCGCCGCCGUCGCGCGCUCCUUUGGCGCCACAAAGGUCGUCAGCGUCGACAUUGUGCAGUCCAAGCUCGACUUCGCCCGCGACCUGGCCUCGACGCACACGUACCUGUCGCAGCGCGUGUCGGCCGAGGAGAACGCGCGCGCCCUGAUCGAGCAGUGCGAGCUCGGCGCCGGCGCCGACGUCGUCAUCGACGCCAGCGGCGCCGAGCCGUCGAUCCAGACCAGCCUGCACGUCGUCCGCAUGGGCGGCACCUACGUCCAGGGCGGCAUGGGCAAGGCCGACAUCAACUUCCCCAUCAUGGCGCUGUGCCUCAAGGAGGUGACGGCGCGCGGCAGCUUCCGUUACGGCCCGGGCGACUACAAGCUCGCCAUCGACCUCGUCGCCAACGGCAGCGUCAACGUCAAGAAGCUCAUCACGGGCAUCGUCGAGUUCAAGCAGGCCGAGGAGGCCUUCAAGAAGGUCAAGGAGGGCCAGGUCAUCAAGAUCCUCAUCGCCGGCCCCAACGAGAAGGUCGACAGCACCUUUAGCACCGACGUCGACCCCAAGAAGGCGUCCGAGGGCGGCAACCAGGGUGGCUGCUGUUAAUCAACGAAUGGAAGAGGAAAAGAAAAAGAAGAAGACGAGGGAUAAAAGAUGACAAACACAAGAAGAAGAGAAGAGAGAGAAAAAAGCAAUGCCUGUCAAGGCGAGCGAGCGGGUGGUGUUGAAAAAGGGUGU